AAUAAGAAAGUGAGAGUGCAGAUUUGUCUCUUUGCUUCCAAAUUAAUAAAGGCAAAUUGAGGUGUGGGAAAGGAUAAAAGGGUGCAGCCACGAGCUUGAGAAAUGGAGUAGGAAACAUACGAUGGGAUUCCAAUCAAGAGUGGAUGCGUGCAAGCACAGAUUGGCAUACUUGCAAAGCGCGGGUGGGCGGGGAGGCCAGGCAGAAUUCCAUAGAGUGAAAACUACUUUAAUGGAGCUACUUCAUCAGAAAAAUACCUUUUGGAGACGGCCCACGAAGGAAUUUUGGCUAAAAGAAGGGGAUGUCAAACAGAGAAGAAUCAUCGGGGCAAUAUGAUUUUUGACUAUUUUACAGAGCUAUUUUCUUCAGGAGGAGGAAGUAUGGAGGUUGAUGUUCUACAGGGCUUAGCGACGGUCCCUCAGAAUUACAAUGACAUUUUAUUUCGCCCGAUAACAGAUCAAGAAGUUAAGAAAGCAGCCUUUGUUAUGCAUCCUGAGAAAGCGCCAGGUCCUGAUGGGCAUAAUCCGGGUUUCUUUCAGCACUACUGGAAUACAGUGGGUGCUGAUGUAGUGGGCAUUUUGCAAGAGAAUUUUUGAAACUAAAAGGAUAACGAGGGAGGUAAAUGCCACUAACAAAGAUAAACCGGUGAACUUGGGAGAGUGGUGAACCUAUAGCUCUAUGCUUGGUAAUUUAUAAAAUUUUUGCAAAAGUGAUGGCCAACCGCUUAAAAGGUAUUCUAAACUCUCUGGUCUCGGUCAAUCAAAGUGCUUUUCUACCAGAUCGAUCUAUUGUUGAUAUUAUUAUGGUUACAUUUGGGACUCAUUAUUAUCUUAAGUAAGCGCAAGACAAAAGGGAAGGAGGGGUUUGUGGCUCUCAAGCUUCACAUGAGUAAGGCUUACGAUAGAGUGAAAUGGAAAUUCUUAGCUAAUGUAUGUAUCCAAUGUGAACUACUUAGUUCCUUUUGAUAAUAGUGUGUUGGGACUGAUUACCCCUAAGCGUGGGCUACGUUUGGGGGAUCACUUAUCCCCUUAUUUAUUUAUUCUCGUGGCUGAAGAGCUAAGUCUAUUAUUCCGGUGAAAGGAGAGUAUGAGUAAAAUUCAUGGAAUAUAGUUUGCUAGGGGUGCUCGGAGGGUGUCACACCUAUUUCUUGCCGAUGAUAGCUUCCUCUUUUUCAGGGCAAAUGUGGAAGAAUGCAGUGAGAUGAAAGAAUUACUUAGCACCUAUGCGCUUGAAUCUGGACAAAAAAUUAAUUUCACAACAUCAGAUGUUUCUUUUUGCCGAAAUGUUCCUAAGCAAGUUAAAGCUAAUAUUUGCAAUUUGCUUGAUGUAGCUCGAGAGGGGGAUGAUAUCCGAUACUUAUGGCUGCCAACUUUAAUUAGCAGACGUAGGUCGGAAAUUUUGGCCUUUUUGAGGGAGCGUGUUCUGAAAAAAUUCAAAGCUGGAAUAACAAAUUUCCUUCAAAGGCGGGCAGAGAGGUGAUGCUAACAAAUGUGAUUCAAGCUAUCCCUUCCUAUGCUAUGAAUAUUUUUUUGUUACCUUUGGAUUUAUGUUCGGAAAUAGAAAGAACAAUGAAUGGCUACUGGUGAAAAGGUAAAGAAUGGACGCCGCAUGGGAUUUGAUGGAAAAGCUGGGUAUCCCAAAGCAAAAAGGGGGCUUAGGGUACAGAUCUUUGCAGGAGUUUAAUAUAGCCAUUUUGGGGAAGCUCGACAGUAAGUAGAAUUUUCAAAGCUAAGUACUUUCCAAAUUCAUAGUUUCUGAAUGUUAGGCUUGGAAAUAACCCUUCCUUUAUAUGGAGGAGUAUUUUGGAGGCUCAAGGGGUGGUAAGGGAAGGUACUCAUAGGAAAGUAGGCAAUGGGCAGAAUAUCUCUGUUUGGCAUGAUAACUGGGUGCCUUCAACGGGUGGUGGCAUAAUUUCUUCCCCAAAGACGAAGGGGGUAUAUGAUAUGAAUGUGGCGGCACUAAUUAAGGAGGAUAAAUCCAGGUGGAAUUAGGAGAGACUGAGUCAACUCUUUUCGGUAGAGGAGAAGGCGGCUAUUUGUAGUAUACCUAUUAAUCAUCAGGAUUGUGCAAAUGGGUUCUACUGGCUCGGUGAACCAAAAGGAACUUACUCCGUAAAAAGUGCAUAUAUGAAGUUGAAAGGAGAUCGUCGAGAAGGGUAUUGGUUGGGAUGGACCAAAAUGUGGGGCUAUUUUAUCUAACCUAAAAUGAAGCUUUUUUUCUGGCAAGUUAUGACCAAAGUGUUACCUACAACAGAGAAUUUAAGACGAAGAAGGGUGGAUGUUCCAAGCGAGUGCCAGGUAUGCAAUAGUGAGUCCGAGUCCACGUUGCAUUUUUCUAACAACUGCAGCAUCAUCACUGAGCUCUGGGCUAAGUUGGGGCUUAAUUUUCAGCAGCAAUACACUUCAAUGUCGGAGUGGGUACAAUUCGUUUUUGAUAGAUUGUCCGAGGAAAAGCUUUGUGUUUUGAUCUCCACGCUUUGGAGAAUUUGGAAGGCAAGGAAUGAUGUUGUUUGGAGGGGAGAUCAGUCUAAUUUUGAUCAAGUUAUUGCUGCAGGUGCUGCUACAAUGCAUAGAUGGAGGACGGCUCAGGAAGUUGAUGGGCAGCUGCCUCAGGCUAGGGAUGCUCGGCCAAGAUGGAGCAAACCGGCUAUGGGAGUAAUUAAGAUCAAUGUUGGAGCUUUGGAUGAUAGGAGAGGCACGAGGUCAUGGGGAUGGGUUGUUCGCGAUGACAAAGGUACCUUUUUUCAUGGUGGGAGCGAGACGUGGACAUAAUCUGGUCGGUCGAUACGACAGAAGAGUUGGGCGUGCGGGAGGCAAUAAAGUGGUCUAAGGAGAAAGGAUGGGCAAGAGCGGAAGUUCAGACAAACGCUCUUCUUGUUUAUUCCAAAAUAGGCGAAGAUAUGGGAGCUUCUUAUUUUGAUAAUAUUGUGGAGGAUGUUAGAUAGUUGCUUCACACUAAAAUUAAUUAUUCAGUCAGUUUUUGUAAACGUCCUGCGAAUGGAGUUGCUCACGCGAUAGCAAGGGCAGGCCUUUCUCACGAGGACGGUAGAGUUAUUUUUGAUGUAGCACUGAGCUGUACUGUAGCCUUUUGGCGAAUGAUUGUUGAAUUAAUGAGAGGAUGGCUUUUUACUUUAAAA
Cuscuta europaea is the source of this 3134-nucleotide messenger RNA. NCBI's taxonomy places the organism in Eukaryota, Viridiplantae, Streptophyta, Magnoliopsida, Solanales, Convolvulaceae. The record is from the annotation of a GenBank genome assembly.